Molecule: messenger RNA, 4419 nt
Organism: Porites evermanni
Lineage: Eukaryota; Metazoa; Cnidaria; Anthozoa; Scleractinia; Poritidae
Source: the annotation of a GenBank genome assembly
GUACCAUACAGAAAUAGUUACAAGCUGGAAGACUGUGAUAACCGAAGAAAAUGGGUUGAACAGGUCACCAGAAAAUCUUUAUCAAAUGUUGGUCAGUGGCUGGAUCCACAGGGUACCCAUGGGAGUCAUUCCACUGAACGUUUGGCCGGAAAUAUAGAAAACCUCAUUGGAUUAGCUAAAAUUCCUUUGGGUGUUAUUGGCCCGCUUCUCAUUAAGGGUGAUCAUGUAAAUGAACAUAUUCUAUGCCCUUUUGCAACUACAGAAGGUACACUUGUUGCAUCUUCCACCAGAGGAGCUACAGCAAUGACCAGGUAAUUUUAACUGUAUAAAGCGGAGCUCUCGCUCAGCAGAACAGCAGGGUAAGAAAAAAAAAUUGGUUAUCAACAUGAUUGCAUGCAAUAAAUUUUGGUCCUGACAAAAUCGUCCGUUUGUACGUUCGCCCUUUUAUGUUAGCAGAUGUGAAAUGUCUUGUAGGGCGGCCAUUUUUUUCAGCUCAAAUUUGCAAAAAAUUAAAAUGAUGGCAAUUUUAACAAAAAGUGAUCAAAUAUCUAUUAAAUAAAUUUACUUUUCAGGGGGACAGGAGUUUCCUCCUGAAAGUUGAAAGUUUACACCUAUUUCUACCACGACCUAGUGCAAUGAUCUACAAUGUCGAUUAUUUUUGAAUAAUUAUGUACCAGUUGAGUGUUGGUAUGGGACACAGUUUGAGCAUGUUAUGGGAACUUUGAGUAAAACGGGUGUAUAAUUCCGUUAUUCUAGGUGCGGAGGAGUCAGAGCACGAGUGAUUCAGCGACGAAUCAUGAGAACACCUCAUUUUGUUACGGACUCCAUCCAGCAGGCACAGACGUUGUCAUCCUGGUUAAUUUCCCACUUUGAAGAACUUAAGUUAAGAGCCAGUGAAGUUAGCCAACAUUGCAAACUUCAAGCGCUGGAACCUUGGUUUGUUGGUCCGUUUCUUCUCCCUUUUUUUUUUUGUUUGAUACUAGACUCUUAACGGCUCGAAAAAUUGAGAAAAGCUAUAACCUCAAUGAAUGUACAAGUUAAAGAAAGUAAAAAUGCUUGAUAUACUCCUUUAUUUGCCUGUGACCCCUUCUUCCCUCCCUUUUUCCUCUUAUUUCUUUCUAGGUCGCAAUCUGCUGAUGGAAUUCGUUUACGAUUCUGCUGAUGCCGCUGGACAAAAUGGUGUAACUGUAACAACCUGGCACGCAUGUCAGUGGGCUCUAAAACAGAUCGCCAAGGAGCAACCGGAUAUCAACAUCAGGGAGUUUUACAUUGAAUCUAAGUGUAGUGGCGAUAAAGGUGCACUAGCAAAGAAUUACAUUAAAGGUCGUGGAAUUGAAGUUCAGGCCGAAGCUUAUAUUACAGAAUCUGUCCUGCAAAAUGUCUUAAAGGUACCUUGCACAAUGUAACAUCCUUGCUUUAUUGUAAGUUUCUUUUUUCGCAACCCCUGAUCGAGGACACGGUCGGUUAUUACGGCUUUCUUUCUUUUUUUUUUUUCGUAGUUUAUGUAUUUGAUAAAUAUUCUUCAAACUAGCAUUCGAAAUCCCUCGAAUCCUUUUUUACCCGUUCUUGACAUAAAUAUUAGUCAGCAAUUCGGGUAUUGGCUUCACAAAGUCUUCUAAUCUUCCAACCUCAUUUUCAAGCUCUGCAAUGUCAAAACAGCUGAGCCGUGGUCUUAGCAUGACGUCAUAUUUGUCAUUCGCCCAAUUGGAUCUUUGCCGUAAAACCGUUUCCUGUAUAAUACGCUAAAAAACGUAAUAGCACUUUAGUUUCCUGUAAUACGAUUCACUGCAAAAUUGGCUGACCAUAAAAAAUUAGGACUUUUACAAGUACACUAUCUCAUCAAUGUUUUUAAACAAAUUAAAAUUUGGAACUUCAUGUACAUUCACAGAUAGUGUGCCCUGACGAGAGGCAGUCGCUAGAUUUAAUUAGAACUGCUUCGACCAUGUCUAAAUGUAAGUCAGAACGUUAUCGCCAUGUUUAGCUUCUGGCUUUGUGAUCAGACCACUAAUGUUAACAUGCAAUAUACUUUCCUUUCAUUUGCUUGCCCUUCUUUGAAACUAGCUUUGUAUGGAGAAAAGUUGAACUGGCAGGGGUAGAGAAAAUGUUAUGCAAGUUUGUAGGCACAGAUCAGUGAAUUUGUUUGUGUUAUGCAACAUUUCAGCUAUUUAUUUUUUCCUUUGCAUAAAAGGUAGAUUCCUCUACCUUGAACAGGUGUUUUCAUGCUCUCCAGAUAGGUGCGCAGAGAGCUGGCUCGUACUGUGCUAAUGUAUGCGUCAGUAAUACAAUUGCUGGGAUAUCCGCUGCUACGGGACAGGAUUUGGCGUGUGUUCAUGAGAGUUCCUGGGCCAUGCUUGAGAUAACAACAGAAAGAGAAAUAAAAGUUGGUGGUAAAUAAAAAGUAUUUGAAUAUGUGUGUCUAAUUUCAAAGCUAGUUCACCGUUUGUUAUUGAAAUAAAAAAGAAGAAAACGUGUAGGAAAACGGUGGAUAGAUAAACGUUCGGAUGGACUCUAUCCGUGGAAAUGGAGCAAAGAACCUUGUUUUUUCCAACCAUCAUUUUAUUACAUUAAUUUCGAUGGUUAAAAAUCCUCAAAAUUGUCGAAUAUAUAAUAAACAAAUAAAUAUCGAACUUCCGUAUUUUUAAUUAAUUUUAAAAUAUUUUUCUUAAUUAUAAUACCCUAUUUACCAGAUUAAACACCGCCCUCGAUCAAACACCGCAGAUGGAGACAAAAAAACGCUCCAUAUAAUCAAAAGAAUGCUGCCUUAAUUCAAGGAUUAUACGAAAAUUCGGUGCAGCUUUGUAAUCUACAACAUCCAGAAAAUUGCGAUUCUAUCUCAUCAAAAAAGGAAGACAUGAAAGCUUUUUUAAAAACAUGUUUCGUCUUUACAAAAUAUUUCUGAUUAGUCAGUGAUUUAAGAGGAUAAUGAGGAUAGUGGUCGAACUUUAGCCCCUCCACACCGCCCCCAACCAAAACUACAACUGUCCCUCGUUUGCUGCCGGAAACGGCACAUUUUUUGCCCUCCGAAGAUCUGAGUACGCGUCUCCUUGUGCGGUGUGUGAAAUCGGCUGAGAAAAAGACGUUUGCUUGUAGCAGCGAAAUAUGCAAAGAGUUGAAAUAAACGGCACCCUUGUAUAUACCGGUCGUCGGAAACGCUAAGAAUUAAAAAAAGAAGGCCGUGGCAUUUAAUCGAAUUAGCGAAAAAGAACGGGAUCCGGGAAUGGAAAAAAGGUAAAAUUAAGUCGGUCUAUCUAACGAGAGAAUAAAACUUAAACGUCUUCAAGGUGUCUCGAAUCUCCUUCCCUCAAUAUUAAAACAUAAUUAGCAUGACCAAUCAAUUCCCAUUAAUCUUCUUCUUCUCCUUUUUAUUUUCUUUUUGCCUUUUAAAAUAACAACGCUAUUGCAAGAAGGUGUAAAUACAGAAGUUAACACAUUCAUCUUACGUUCUUUAUCCCCAAGGAACUGAGUCUGGUGAGUUAUACGAACCGGGGAUUUACGCUAGCGUUGUUAUUCCUACUCUUCUUAUUGGAACCGUGGGAGGUGGAACAGGGACACCAACUGCAAAAGAAUCUUUGAGGAUGAUGGGUUGUUUUGGAAAGGUAGGAAUCUUUCCGUGCAAGUAACAAAAAAACCUUUUGGAGGUUUGAAAUCUCUAAUGUGGAAUUACAGAAUUCGGCGAACAGAGGACGCUUAAUCCCCCAAGAAUUCAAACUUAUUCUUCCCUUCGCCUCCACCACAAAGCUGUUGGCCUCUUUAGUACCUGAAAAAUCCCCAGCGGGAUAAGUAUCGAACUCAUUCAUGACACGUUAACGUAUUCCUGCUUACCUUUCUGAGGAUAGGAGGCAAACUUUGCCCCCUCCACCCCGCCUCGCUCCCAAUCAAAACCACAGCUAUCCCCUCGAUCGUUUGGUGCCGACAAGGGUACAUUUUCUGCCCUCCGGUGAUCUGAGUAACCGUCUCCUUGUAAAUUGUGUGAAAUCGGCUAAGAAAAAGACGUUUGCUUCCAGCAGCGAAAUACACAAAGAGUUUCUGAAAAAAAAUUGACUUGGGGAGUCAUUUGGCCUGGUGGAGUUCAGUAUAGAAUAUCUUAUAUUUUUUUCACUGAGUUGAUAUUGCAAAUUUGCCAACGCGAAAGGAUUGAAAAGAUGACACCGCUCAAAAAAAUUAUCCAGUAGUUCUUUGGUGCCAAGGGAAAUUUAAAAGCAAACAAACAAACGAAAAACAGAUUGAGAGUUUAUUCUUAAUGUUCAAAGAAAUCCAUUUCCUCCUCUAUUUCAGGGUCGUAUCUACAGAUUUGCCGAAAUAAUUGCUUCAUUCGCGCUGGCUAUGGAACUCUCCACUCUAUCAGCAAUAGCCAGUGAUAAAUUUGCAAGUGCACACGAGCGAUUUGGAAGGAACAGACCAGAGUAUAAUGAAAACUAG